This is a messenger RNA of Microthlaspi erraticum, 2808 nucleotides long. NCBI's taxonomy places the organism in Eukaryota, Viridiplantae, Streptophyta, Magnoliopsida, Brassicales, Brassicaceae. The record is from the annotation of a GenBank genome assembly.
AUGGCGUCAAUGGCGAUCGGCGUCAGCUUGUCGAUGAUUAGCGGCGUAAUAGGCGGAGGAGACGAUGUUACUCGAGCAACAAUAAAAAAACUGAAUCUGAAUCAGAAGAAGUCACGGAGAGAGAGUAGACGCAGGUUUUUGGGGAUGACCAAAUUUCGAAGCUCCGGAGAAAUACGAAGCGUCUUGAAGGCGGUCGGAGAGGAGGAGGAGAAGCAGACGGAGAAUAUGAGUAGGAAUCUGAGAGUUGGACUCAUUUGCGGAGGUCCGUCGGCGGAGCGCGGGAUAUCUCUCAACUCAGCUAGAUCAGUCCUCGAUCAUAUUCAGGGUAACGGUAUAAGCGUGAGGUGCUAUUACAUAGAUGUUGAUCUCAGAGCUUUUGCAAUCUCCUCCGCCCAGUUGUACUCGAAUACUCCGGCUGAUUUUGAUUUCAAGCUCGAGAGUCUUGCAGAGAAAUUCUCUUCAUUAACAGAAUUGGCGGAGCAUCUUGUUACCGCGGUGGACAUUGUAUUCCCUGUUAUUCAUGGUCGAUUUGGUGAAGAUGGUGGUAUUCAGGAGCUCCUGGAGAGUCAUAACAUUCCAUUUGUUGGGACCGGAGCCGGUGAAUGCGGCAGAGCCUUUGACAAGUAUGAAGCCUCUUUGGAGCUCAAGGAACACGGGUUUAUGUCAGUGCCAAAUUACUUGGUGCAGGGAAGUGGAGUAGAUGAAAGUGAAAUAGCACAAUGGUUUACAGAUAACCAGCUGGACCUCGAGGUGGGAAAAGUCGUGGUAAAACCAGCUAGAUCAGGAUCAAGCAUUGGUGUCAAGGUUGCUUUUGGCGUACAUGAUUCAAUCAACAAGGCUAUCCAACUUAUUCUAGAGGGAAUUGAUGAUAGGGUUGUUGUGGAGGUGUUUAUUGAAAAUGCAUAUGAGUUCACUGCCAUCGUCCUGGAUGUUGGUUCUGGCUCUGUUUCCCAUCCUGUUACGCUCUUGCCCUCUGAGGUGCAACUUCAGUUCCAUGGAAGAAGUGAUCCCAAGGAAGACGCCAUCUUCGACUACCGGAGAAAAUAUCUGCCGACUCAACAGGUCACUUAUCACACUCCUCCUCGUUUCCCUCUCCAUGUUAUCAAAAGAAUCCGUGAAGAGGCAUCUCUUCUAUUUCGAAAGCUAGGUCUUCGCGAUUUUGCUCGUAUAGAUGGAUGGUAUUUGGCUCCCACUUCAAAUUUAUCAUCAUCUGCAAGUGAAACACUUGGAGGAUGCAAGUCAGGGGAUAUUCUGCUCACGGACAUCAACUUGAUAAGUGGCAUGGAGCAAACUAGCUUGCUCUUCCAACAGGCUUCAAAGGUUGGGUUUUCUCAUUCAAACAUACUGCGAACUAUCGUCCACCGAGCUUGCUCAAGGUUUCCACAUCUUUCUUGGUAUAAUCAUGGGUCUAGUGGUUCAACAACCCAGGAAAAAUCCGGGGACGUCCAGAAAGUGUUUGUUAUAUUUGGAGGAGACACUUCAGAGCGGCAAGUCUCUGUCAUGAGUGGAACAAAUAUUUUGCUCAAUUUGCAAAGAUUUGUCGAUCUUAAAGUAACUCCCUACCUGCUUUCCCCAUCAUGUUCAGACAAAACCGAAUCUGAUUUGGACAAUAGACAAGUCUGGUUAUUACCAUACUCUGUUUUGCUGAGGCACACUGUUGAGGAAAUUCUUGCAGCGUGCUUGGAAGCAAUCGAGCCUGAUCGGGCUCUCUUUACAUCUCUGCUUCAGAAGCAAGUGAGGGAGGAUCUUAUGGAUGGUUUGAAGAAUCAGAGCUGGUUUGCAGGGUUUGAUAUAACAGACGAACAGCCCAUCAAAAUGUCUUUGAAAGAGUGGAUCAAGCUGGCCAAGGAAGCUCAAGCAACCGUCUUCCUUUCAGCUCAUGGAGGAAUUGGGGAAGAUGGUACACUACAGGCGUUACUGGAGAAUGAGGGAGUUGCUUACACAGGUCCAGGCGUACUAGCUUCUAGGACUUGCAUGGACAAGGCUAUGACAUCUCAGAGGCUUAGUCAUCUUUCAGCAUUUGGAGUUCAUACGAUAAGCAAUGAUGUGAAGAGAACAGGGGAUAUGAUACAUGAGAGCAUCCCAAACAUUUGGGAUGAAUUGAUCUCCAAGUUUCGGUGUCAGACACUGUGUGUUAAACCAGCAAGGGAUGGUUGCUCUACUGGUGUUGCAAGAUUAUGUUCCUCUGAAGACCUUGCUGUAUAUGUACAAGCUUUAAAGGAUUGUCUACCAAGGAUUCCUCCGAACACUUUCUCUAAGGGACAUGGAAUGAUAGAGAUGCCAAAUCCUACUCCAGAGCACUUGAUUUUUGAACCAUUUGUUGAGACAGACGAAAUCAUAGUUUCAUCAUCAAAAGCCAAACAGCAGCUCUCUUGGAAAGGUAUGAGGCGGUGGGUAGAGAUAACGGUGGGUGUAAUCGGAAAGCGUGGGUCAAUGCAUUCACUGAGCCCUAGUCUUACUGUCAAGGAAAGUGGCGAUAUUUUGUCACUUGAGGAGAAGUUCCAAGGCGGCACUGGCAUAAACCUUACUCCACCUCCACCAACAAUCAUGAGUAAGGAAGCUUUAGAAAGAUGCAAACAAGGCAUUGAGCUGAUUGCGGAAACUCUCGGCUUGGAGGGGUUUUCACGGAUCGAUGCUUUCGUGCAUGUUGAAACCGGAGAGGUGAUGGUUAUAGAGGUGAACACAGUUCCGGGAAUGACUCCUUCGACUGUAUUAAUCCAACAGGCAUUAGCAGAGCAGCCACCAAUGUACCCUCCUCAAUUCUUCCGCACACUGCUCCAUCUUGCUGCUCACAGAGCCAGAGUCUAG